Molecule: messenger RNA, 1296 nt
Organism: Drosophila busckii
Lineage: Eukaryota; Metazoa; Arthropoda; Insecta; Diptera; Drosophilidae
Gene: Gr23a
Product: gustatory receptor 23a
Exons: 3
Coding region: 142-1296 (384 amino acids)
Biological process (GO): sensory perception of taste
Cellular component (GO): neuronal cell body; membrane; dendrite
Source: RefSeq, a predicted model, not a curated record
UGACUCAUUUUAUUGAAGGCCGCACUUAAGCCUGUCAUUGCCAUUAAUGAUUCACAUGAUGUAUUGCUUUGGAUAAGAAACAGUUUUAAUAGCACUGUGAUAGAAAUACGAUUGCAGUGUUAGUCGACAGUGUUAGUGACUAUGAACUCGCUGGACUGUCUUACAGCUCGCUGCCUCGGCGUCAUCUAUAGACUGCUGGGUCUGGUACCGCUACCGCCCAGCUGGAGGUCGUGGCAGCUCCUGCCUUCAUUGGUUAUUCGCUGCACUUGGCUGGCCUACGCGACGUACACUUUGACAAUUGGCUAUCGCUGGCUGUUCCGUGAUGAUGUGGACAUCAGCUAUUGGGUUGGCACCGGCCUGUUCAUAGCCAACUCGCUAAUGGCGCUGCUGCUGCAACUGGAGAGCGUGUUCAAGCAGCGCGCCUUUGAGCGCUUGCAGGACUUGCGCUUUCAGCUGCACUUGCAAUUGCAGCGUCUGGGCAUGUUUGGGGGAUGUCGACGCACGGCGCGACAGUUGUGUGCACUCAUCGGUCUGCAGCUGGGCUGUGACAUAGCCAAGACCUGGGCUAAUGAACAUGCUGACAUAACGCCAGUGCAUUUGAGAGCCAUGCCACUUAUGUGGAUGCUGCGCUUUCGGUUCGUGCAGCUGUUGGCCCAGGUUAUGGAGUUCAAUCAGCGGGCGGAGCAGCUGCGAGUCUCGCUGCUGGGCCUGGCCAUGGGCAAUGACAUCUGGCAGCCGUUUGGCUUGCACGAUCAGCGGCAGCUGCAAGCGCUGCGUUUGAGCUAUGAGUGCAUCUUCGAGUGCUACGAGACUUUUAGCGAUUGCUAUGGCUGGGGUCUGCUGGGAUUGCAUGUGAUAAGCAGCUUUGAGUUUGUUUCCAAUGCCUACUGGAUGAUAACGGAGGCCUACCGCUCAGGCAGCAUCUACAUGUUCAUCUAUAAUGGCAUGACUACCUUUGCUACUGGAACUCUCAUCUCUGCGCUCUUCUGGUACGGCGAAGCAGGAGCUGAAAAUAGCCGUCAUAUUGGGUGUCUUAUUUCAAAGCUGGUUAAGCCUCUGGGCAGCAAACGUUAUAAUGAUUUGGUCUGCGAAUUUUUGCUACAAACUUUGCAUCAAAGGUUUGUAGUAACAGCGAAGGACUUCUUUAGUCUAAAUCUGCACCUGUUGAGCAGCAUGUUUGCCGCUGUAGUAACCUAUCUGGUCAUACUCAUACAGUUUAUGUUUGCCGAAAGGGGCUACAAGAAUAGAACCAACUCUACGGCGGCAAUUCGGGUGGAACUUAAUAAGUUAAGCUAA